UAUUGAGCAACAGCGUAACAAAAAGCGGAUGUUCUUAGCUAAGACAAGAUUUUAUCAAGCUAGCGAACGUCAGUUGGUCAGUUUUUUCCACUUUCACUUCUUGAAAAAUAGUAAGUGAUCCCGGAAAAACUGACAUCGAGGGACUUAAGUUGUUAAAAAAAAUUUGUUCCGGGGCCGUAACAUCGUCGCUUGACUAUUGAACAGAAGAGUCACAUCCCCAGGGAAGGAUGGCCUCCCGUAAGAAGGUGCUGCUGAAGGUGAUCAUCCUCGGAGACUCUGGGUGAGUGAUCGGAAGAUCGUCAUGGUGUUUACACAACCAGAUAUCACUCAUUUUGGAUAUUCCCAACUGACGUGCAUAGGUUCUGUAGCACCCUUGCAUGCGAGUGUACAACAGCCUCUGUCAAGAAGUCAGGAUCUUUCAGGCACAUGUAGCUGUGCAAGUCGUCAGUGGUUUCGAAGCCCUUCUCUGGCUGUUACCCUCAAUCGCUACAGUUCUAUAUGUGCAGCUAAGUGUGUGUGUGUGUUCCUUCCCAGGGUAGGGAAGACUUCUCUGAUGAACCAGUAUGUAAAUAAGAAGUUCAGUAACCAGUACAAGGCCACUAUAGGAGCGGACUUCCUCACCAAGGAGGUGAUGGUGGACGACAGGCUGGUCACCAUGCAGAUCUGGGACACGGCCGGGCAGGAGCGGUUCCAGUCUCUGGGCGUGGCGUUCUACCGCGGCGCUGACUGCUGUGUGCUGGUCUACGAUGUCACGGCGCCCAACACCUUCAAGACACUGGACAGCUGGAGGGAUGAGUUCCUGAUCCAGGCCAGCCCCAGAGACCCAGACAACUUCCCCUUUGUGGUGCUAGGCAACAAGAUUGACCUCGAGAACAGACAGGUGACGACAAAACGUGCCCAGGCCUGGUGUGCCAGUAAGAGCAGCAUCCCCUACUUUGAGACCAGCGCCAAGGAGGCCAUCAACGUAGACCAAGCAUUCCAGACCAUUGCCCGCAAUGCCCUUAAACAGGAGUCUGAGGUGGAGACGUAUGACUUCCCAGACCAGAUCAAACUGAGAGACGACCGGCCCGCCGAACCCAGCGACGGCUGCUCCUGCUGAGACCAACCAACAAUGGAUAGAGGGGACCAGGAAGACCAUGGGGUGCAGCUCAACAAUUCUCCUUGUCUCUUUUACCUCCUCUGCACUGGUGUGAAAGACUGGGACAGGUGAUGCUAAUUCGGAGGCCGUCUCCCACACAGCCUUCCCGUGUUCUCACAUCAGUGCAGAUGAAGAUGAUUCGAGGGGAGAUUGAGAUGCACCCCGAGGAGAGAGCCCGGGGACACACCCCCAGUCCUCUCCCCUCAGUCAGCUACAGAAGACUCCAGGUGAAAAGAGAGAAAACCCUUAUUGUUCUUAAGUCCCUGUCUCCCGUGGCGACCUGGCCGACAGGAAGGAGAGAAAGCCCCUCUUGCACAGCAUCACUUUUUAACAAGGUAGAAGAAUCAUUGCUACUAUGGAAAAUACAAUCAGGAUGCUCUUAUUAUAAUGAUGUUUUCUUGUCUUUUGUUCUGGUUUUAAUUGUUCCUUUCUAUAAUACUGAGGUACAGACUGCUCAUCUGUCUGUUUGUGAUCCAGGUAGACAUUCUCCUUAACUACAGAUCUAGGAUCAGAUUCCUGUUUUCCACAGAACCUAACAUUCACCAUUGGAGGGAUUAGAAGCCUGUGUCAGUGUUAAGGAGACAUUUGUACCUACUCGACUCGCUCUGUGCCUUUCAUCUCAUGACAAGUAUUACUGUGGCAGAUCUCGUAUGUAUGUAUAUGUGUUAUUUUUCUGCAGUUCUUAUGUUGCCAAACUUUGUGUCAACCCUAGACCUUUUCUUUGACUUGUUUCUCGUUGAGCCAGUUCUCUUCAAUGAUUUAGUGUUUGAAAUCGUUGUGUAGAGAGUCAUAAGCUAACCAGAUGCAUUGAAAGUCAAUCUGCAAUUAGAAUAUUCGGUCAACCCAACAGCAACCCUCGGCAGUAUCAGUUCUGUGUUUAGGUUCUGUUCUCCUUUUUUAUCUUGUAUUAAGUUAUGUACAUUUCUUGUUUUUGUUGCCUUAUCCAUAUUACACACGACUAUGUCCCUGUACAUUGGCUAUAAAUUCUUGAGUCCAAAGUCAAACCUAACCUCAAGGCCCCUAAUAAAUCUAAACAUAUCUGAUUUGUGUAAGCAGUAUAGUACUACAAUAGUUUCUACCAUAUUAUUUUACACCACUUGUCAGGUCUAGGCGGCUCUCUCUAAGUGUUGAUUUGGGAUGUCCUCUGCCCUAACCGUAGUCCCAGGCCAGACUUUCAUUCCACUGUAUCUUGAAUCUGCCGAUCUACACCAACUAGUGUUGCUCUAUAUUCAUGUAACAGAAAUGAACAUGUUCUUAAACCAAUUAACAAAAAUCCUUAGUCCUAUGUGAUGAUUUUUUUUAGCACAACUCCUACUUCAACUGUCACCUUUUGAAUAUGCUCUUUCUCCACUGUAAACUAAUAAAUGUUUACUUUAUGGAAAUA
Molecule: messenger RNA, 2522 nt
Organism: Oncorhynchus kisutch (coho salmon)
Lineage: Eukaryota; Metazoa; Chordata; Actinopteri; Salmoniformes; Salmonidae
Product: ras-related protein rab7
Exons: 5
Coding region: 302-1099 (265 amino acids)
Biological process (GO): endosome to lysosome transport; phagosome-lysosome fusion
Cellular component (GO): phagocytic vesicle; lysosome; late endosome
Molecular function (GO): GTP binding; GTPase activity
Source: RefSeq, a predicted model, not a curated record